AUGUCUGACCAUUCUUUAUUUACAGUUAGUAACCUGGUUAUCUUUUUAAAUCCUUGUCCAACGGUUCCAUACACAGAUGAAUGUGGCAACUUUGGGAUUCUAUGGAACUGCAGUGGUCUCAAUACAGACAGACUACCAGAAAACAUACCACAGGAGCUAAUAAACCGUAACGUGGCUUUGGAUUUGUCAUUUAAUAAUUUUUCUACUUUAACGGAACAACUCUUUGAAAAUUUGGCUGCUGUAUCAGUUGUGACAUCCAUUAUCCUGAGUCAUAACAAAAUUACAAAAAUCGAAAAUAAGACCUUCCAUAGACUUUCUGGUUUAUGCAGUCUAGAUCUUUCAAGUUGUGAGCUUGAUAAAAAGGGAAUAGAAGUUGAAGCUUUCUCCUAUAUACACAACCUGAAGUACCUUCGAAUUGAUCAGAAUAAUUUCCAGGCGGAUGGUUACCCGGAUGUUGCCCUUUCUGCAAUUCAGUCAUUGUCGAGUCUUCAUAUCGACAUUUUCAGCGGAUUCUCAUUUACAGCACCAUUUGAAAACUUAACAAACUUAUCUGAAUUACAGUUUCAUAUUGUAAAUGAUUUUAGUUUAACAAAUACUUCCUUUUUAGGACUACGGCGCUCUAAAAUUCAUGAUCUGAUAAUGUAUUUUAAAAAUCAUGUGUUUUGUGACGUCACUGAAGAUCUGUUUUGUUCCUUUCCAUAUCUAACAGAAAAUGUAACAAUUGACUUUGGUGGGAAAUGUGACAUCACUCCAGCCUUGCGCUCUCUUAAAUGCUUCCAGCAUCACGAUAUUGGAAAAAUUUUUAUGGAUCAAAACACUAAAGAUCUUGAAACAGGUAUCAUAGUUUUAGAUGAUUGGUUGUCAGAAUAUCUUAUCAAUGUAUGUGUCCGUUCCCUAUCGUUAGGACAGAACGGCAUUAACUCUAUAAACAUUAAUAUUUACUAUACAACUUUAUGGAAUUGCCUACAGUAUUUAGAUUUAAGCAGAAAUCAUUUGCAUGUCGUGGAUUUAUCUAUCGUCCUUUCUUUGUUAUCAGCGCCGAACAUAAAGAAUAUGCAUUUGUGCUGCAAUAAUCCACGCACCACGGAAAACCAGUUGAAUAUCUAUCAUUAUGAUAGAUCAAUAUUCUUUAUAAAUAUAACACUGUCAAAAAAUCUGGAAGUACUUGAUAUUUCGAAAAAUUACUUUCAUUCGUCACCAAGUUUAAAGCUUAUUGGGGAAAGAUUACAAAAAUUGUACAUUCAAGAAACAAAUUUUCCACUGGCAUACGUCGACCAAUUUGAUUUGCCAUCAUUAAAAACUCUUGACAUAUCUGGUAAUAGUUUUAAAAAAGUACACUCAGAUUUAUUUCAGCAUUCUCGAGGAAUUGAGAACUUAAAUGCAAUUGGCAUGAAUCUAGAUUUCACAGAAAAAUCAAAUUUGAAAGAUCUAUUUAGAAAUCUAGAAAAUCUUUCUUCAAUCGAUUUUUCAAGAAACAAAUUGAAUUUUUUACCUUCCUCCCUUUUGAAAGACCAACAUCAUUCUUUGACAAAAAUAAACCUAGACAAUAACAAAUUUUCUAACAUUCCUGACACCUUCAAAUAUAUGCAGAAUUUGAUAUCUCUGCAUUUGCGAUACAACUUGAUGUCUGGGUUCUCAAAUGAUGACCAAAGAAUCAUUGAAACUCUUGAAAAUAUAUCAAUUUACAUAGAAGGAAAUCCGAUCUCUUGUACUUGUUCAGCUAUUCAGUCUUUGAGAUGGAUGAGAAGUCACAAACACGUAUUUUCUGAUAUUAAUAAAACGUUAUGCACGGGGAACCGAGUGCCUAUCAGCCACUUAUUUUAUAAUGAACAAAUCUGGAGAAAAUUUGAUAAAGAAUGCCAAACUAAACAAUGGCUUAUUUUCUCUGUGGUGUUGAUUUUGAUUACUUUGUCUGUACUUCUGAUAGUAGCUGCUUUACGAAGAUACCGUAUACAUGUAGAAUAUGUUAUACUGCGACUUAGAAACAGAUGGAAAGGUGUACAUUUACAAAACAAAGAAAACAACUACAUUUAUGAUGUUUUUGUGUCAUAUGGUGAGAAAGACUAUCCUUGGAUUAUGCGUUAUCUGUACCCAAAAUUGGAAAGUUUAAAUAUCAAAGUAUGGCUAAAGGACAGAGAUUCGAUUCCAGGAGAUUGGGAGGCAGAAGAAAUAGUGAAAUGUAUCAAUGAAAGUAGAAAAGUGUUGUUUGUGAUCACUGAAUGUUUUCUGGAGAGUGGUUGGGCCUCAUACGCCGUCCAGAUGGCGGUUACUCACGCCUUCCAUAACCGGCGUCAGAGUUCCAUUGUUGUCAUCAUCAAAGACGAUAUACCAUUAGAGAGACUCCCGAACGAUAUCAAAAAUAUAUGGUGGUGUAUUGAGUAUUUAAGGUGGCCUACAGAACAUGAAAAUAAUGAUCUAAUAAUAGUUAAGUUAUCAAAUUUGCUAAAACCCGUAGAUGCGUAAACACCAAUAGGAUUUGUAGAAUCAUUAAGUUAUAGAUGUUUUUGAUAGAUGUACAUAUACAUGUAUAACAAAUUAUUUUAAACCAUGAGCAUACUGUCAGAAAGUUUGUUAUGAAUCUGAACAUGUACGAUACUAUUCAAAAUUUAUGCUCUUUGUAUAUAUAUUUGAGAAGUUCGAAUUUCAAAAGCAUUUCUUUCUGUCAAGUGUCUCUUUCAGGUACUUUUAUUCAUUUGUCUUUUUGUGUAUUUAUUUUGUAUUUUUUACUCAGAGCAAACCU
This is a messenger RNA of Saccostrea cuccullata (small rock oyster), 2740 nucleotides long. Its product is annotated as toll-like receptor 2. Gene Ontology annotation, molecular function: transmembrane signaling receptor activity; protein binding. Lineage: Eukaryota; Metazoa; Mollusca; Bivalvia; Ostreida; Ostreidae. Gene Ontology annotation, biological process: inflammatory response; immune response; toll-like receptor signaling pathway. The transcript has a single exon. Bases 1 to 2463 code for a protein of 820 amino acids. The record is from RefSeq and is a predicted model, not a curated record. Gene Ontology annotation, cellular component: plasma membrane.